Messenger RNA from Darwinula stevensoni, 429 nucleotides. Lineage: Eukaryota; Metazoa; Arthropoda; Ostracoda; Podocopida; Darwinulidae. The record is from the annotation of a GenBank genome assembly.
AUGCAGGCCGGCCUAGAUUUGAGUAAGCCUAGGCCACUCCUCAGCCUUUCCCUCUUCCUCUUCCACUUCCUGGUGCCUGGGGCUGGAAUCGAACAAGACCUCGUCAUGAUGAUUUUGUUCGAUGGGUUCCGGCAUGAUUAUUUCUCCCUGGCGAAUACUCCAAACUUCGAUGCAUUGAGAAAGGACGGAGUGUACGCAGAAAGUUUGAAACCAGUUUUCCCAAGCGUGACCUUUCCCAAUAACCAUGCCAUCUCCACGGGUCUUUAUGCCGAGACACAUGGAAUCAUUGCAAAUACCAUCCUGGAUCCUAAGACGAGGAAAGGAGUGUAUAUGUUUACCGACGGGGAGGACAUCGCCACCGCAGACCCUCGCAUCAUCCCGAUCUGGGUACGGCUACGCAUAAGCUCAAAUCGCUUCUUUAAGUCCUAG